GCCUGAGCUCCCUGCAGCCGCUUUAUAAAGCGCUAAAAUUACACCACAACGACGUGGUUUCCUGACUGCCUCACAAUUGGCCGAGCGCGCCCGGGGUAGGGGACUUAUAAAAGGAGCCUCCUACUCGCACUACACAGAGAACACUUGUUGCGGAUCAAGCGGGAAGAGGCGCACGGAUUUUGUGAGCGGGUUGUGUUGUUAUCACACAAAAACAAAGCAUGGCUCUAUCAGGAGUGAUGCUGCCUUCCUUCUCCACCUUCACCACCCCGAGGGAGAAGCCAUGGGAACACAGGUGGAAAGCAGAAAGUGACAAGCCCCACUCCGGUGUCUGCUCCAUACUAGAAACUGUGCACGGUGUGGAGAACCUGUGCCCCAAAAAGGACGACGAGGACCUGAGCAACUACUUGGAUCUGGAUUUUAUUCUGGCCAACAGCACCGCCUACGUGGCUCCGUCAGAACCGGGGGUGUACAGCGAGGAGCCCGCCUUCCCUCCCGCGUCCGGCGAGCACCGGUCCCCGCCACCUCCGUACGGUGCCAGCCUCAUGACCGAGUUGCUGCGGUCUGAGCCCGGAGGUGGCGGCUACGGCGCGACGCGCAGCCCCCCGGCUGUGCAGGGCAGGUUUUACGUCAACACCACGCCUUUCCCGCGCCAGGACAUCAAGGUGGAGCCCCCCAUGGAGAGCUACGGCCCCGUGUUGGGCAUGGUGCCACAGAGCUGCAGCAAAAUCAAGCAGGAGGGGAACGUUUCGUGCAUGAUGUCCUUCGAGCAGCCCCGAGUGGCCAUCUCCCCCUUGACGCCCCCACUCAGCCCGGACGAGCAGGCUGCCUCGGACAUGUGCCCGCCGAUGAGCUGCUUCGCCGGCCACAACAAGUACCACAACCCGGCCUCGUUCCAGCACGCACCUCACCACAUGCACAUGCCCUACCACGGUGGGCACCAUCCGGCGUUCGGCGUCUACGACGAAACCCUCAGCCUGCAGCCCGGCGCUCAGAGGGUGAUGCUCACACCACCGUCCUCCCCACUGGAGCUGCUGGAGUCCAAGCCCAAGCGGGGGAGACGCACCUGGCCGAGGAAGCGCACGGCUACGCACACCUGCACCUUCGCCGGCUGCGGGAAAACGUACACCAAGAGUUCGCAUCUGAAAGCGCACCUGCGGACGCACACGGGUGAGAAGCCAUAUCACUGCAGCUGGGAAGGCUGCGGCUGGAAGUUCGCCCGUUCGGACGAGCUGACACGUCACUUCCGCAAACACACCGGACACAGGCCCUUCCAGUGUCACCUGUGCGAGCGUGCCUUCUCCAGGUCUGACCACCUCGCACUGCACAUGAAGAGACACAUGUGAAGGACAGACUUAAGGGCUUGGGUGCUUCUUGUUGUGAUGUUUUUUUAAUUUAAAAUGUUCUCCACAUGACCAAAGUCUUUUUAUAUAUAUAUAUAUAUGAAUAUAAUAUUAAGAAUGUUAUCCAAUAAUGUAGCUGGUACUACUUUGGUUGAGAAAAGAUGCUCUCCAGGAGAAAAGGGGCUGGCCCUGUACAGUUUCAUCUCAGUACAUUAGAAUAUCUUGGAAAAAGUUCAUUUAUUUAGUUCAAUUGAAAAAGUGAAACUAUUAUAUUCUAUAAUACAGAGAUCAAGAAUGUAUUUCUUAAUAUUUUUGCUGAUUACAGCUAAUAAAAAAAUCAGUAUGUCAUAAAAUGUGAAAAACGGUCCAAAACUCCUGAAACCAAUGAACUUUUGUGUCAUAUUCUAAGGUAUUGAGCUGUAUUCUACAUUCUACUCUGCAUUGACACAACUGGAAUGCUGUGUGUGAUACACAAGUGCCUUUCUAUGACUCUGCUACUGUUCACGGUGACACACACACCACUUUAGUAGACAAUCUUGUCGCCAGGAAGUGCAAAAGACAAUGUUUUUUCCCAAAGAAAACUGCCUCAAUGAAUGAACUGAAUGGCUUUAUUAUUAUUAUUAUUAUUGUUGUUUGGUGAUUCCAGCCCCCUUGUGUACACUAUCAGGGCUUGACGUCCUGUGCAUUAUUUUGUACUUAAAUUUAUAUAAAUAUGUACAUGGAUUUUAUACUGCCAAAUAUGUAUUUAAUGUAAAUAUUAAAAGC
Molecule: messenger RNA, 2105 nt
Organism: Dunckerocampus dactyliophorus (ringed pipefish)
Lineage: Eukaryota; Metazoa; Chordata; Actinopteri; Syngnathiformes; Syngnathidae
Product: Krueppel-like factor 2
Exons: 3
Coding region: 219-1343 (374 amino acids)
Biological process (GO): regulation of transcription by RNA polymerase II
Molecular function (GO): DNA-binding transcription factor activity, RNA polymerase II-specific; RNA polymerase II cis-regulatory region sequence-specific DNA binding
Source: RefSeq, a predicted model, not a curated record